AUGUCUGACACGGUUUCGAAAUACAUCGUUGCAGAUGCUUUUCUGGAAGCUCUCGCAGAGGCCGGUGUUGAUUACCUGUUUACCGUACUUGGCUCCGAUCAUCCAAGCAUCAUCGAGGCCUAUGUGCGUCGGACUAAAUUACAGGGGAAAGAGCUUCCCCGUAUGAUUCUGUUUCAACAUGAGUUCGCCGCCAUGUCCGCCGCCGAUGGCUACGCCAGAAUCACCCAUCGUCCAGCCUGCGUUAUUGUCCAUGUUGACGUUGGCACCGCGGCCUUGGGCCAGGGCCUGCAUAAUGCCUCUAGCGGCCGUGCCCCUGUGGUCAUUUUUGCUGGUGUUGCGCCAUCCACGCUGCACGGAGAGUCCGCCGGUUCUAGAUCAGAGCAUGUACAAUGGUACCAAGAUAUCCCCAACCAAGCCUCCCUAGUGGCUCCCUACAGUCGAUACACGGCAGAGAUUAAGUCCGCGCAACACGUGCAAACGGUGGUUCAUCGAGCGGUCCUUAUGGCCACCACCGGUUCUCCCGGUCCAGUCUAUCUCACAGCAACCCGGGAGAUGUUGGCCGCGCCUGUGGAGUCUUUGGAGCCUCGAAAACGUGCUAUUCCGUCCUGCCACCUUGGUGGCUUGUCAGCAAAUGCAGUUGAAUUGGUAGCUGAUGCUUUAAUUAAAGCUGAAGCGCCACUGGUAAUUACCGGAUAUCUAGGGCGAAACCACCAAGCGGUGAAGAACCUAGUAGCGUUGGUGGAUAUUGUCAAGGGUAUCAGGGUCUUUGAUUCAGAGAUUCGUGAGGUAUGCUUCCCGGCAGACCAUCCUGCUUGGGUAACACGUGGAACGGGUGCUGCCAAAGUGCUCCAAAGCGCGGACGUUGUGCUCGUCCUCGAUGCCGAUGUUCCGUGGAUACCUACGCGGGUCAGGCCGUCUCCAUCAGCUCAGAUUUUUCACAUUGACCUAGACCCGCGAAAGGAGAAGAUGAACCUCUUCGAUAUCGGCGCUACCGCAACGUUCCAUGCCGAUAGUGCCACUGCGCUAUCGCAAUUAACGGAGUAUAUAUUGAAGUCCGGCAAAAUCUCGGCGGACACUUACGCGAAGCGAUGGAGUGCUGUCCAGGCCAGUUUUGAAGAAGGCCAGAAGCUCGUUUUAAGCCGAGCUUUGAGUGCAGCAGAAACGCCCGAUGCCCCUUCCACCGUGGAUUAUUUACUACAUACACUUCGCUCCGUUGUGCCGGAUGACACAUACUUUGUCUCUGAUUCUGUCACAAACCAGGUCUUACUCAGUGAGCAGCUUCGUUUCACCCGUCCUGGAUCACACCUGACCAAGGGUGGCAGUGGUCUAGGUUGGGCAGGCGGUGCUGCUAUUGGAGUUAAACUUGCAACAAAACUUUACGAUCUGACUGACAGACCCAAUAUUAAGCAUAAGGACUCCAAUGAUUCUAGUGAAGAACCGCUUGUCUGUAUGAUUACCGGCGAUGGAAGCUUUGUCUUCUCUGUCCCAACUGCCGUGUACUGGGCUAGUCACCGUCAUAACUGCCCUUUCUUGACUAUUGUAUUGAACAAUGGUGGCUGGCGUGCCACACGCCAGUGUAUCGUCGACGUCCAUCCUCAGGGGGUAGCAUCUACCGUCACAAAUCAAGACUUGGGUAUCUCGCUUGAGCUUGAUGGGCCAAACUAUGGUGAGGUAGCCAAAGCGGCUGCUAAUGGCCAUCUUUGGACCAAGCGAGUCACCCGUGUUGGAGAUUUGAAGGAUGUUUUGAUCGAGGCUAAGAAAGUUGUGCUUGAGCAAAAGAUGUCUGCUGUCGUUGAUGUUAUUGUGAAGUAG
This is a messenger RNA of Talaromyces marneffei, 1812 nucleotides long. RefSeq lists its product as uncharacterized. Bases 1 to 1812 code for a protein of 603 amino acids. Lineage: Eukaryota; Fungi; Ascomycota; Eurotiomycetes; Eurotiales; Trichocomaceae. Gene Ontology annotation, cellular component: mitochondrion; acetolactate synthase complex. The record is from RefSeq and is a predicted model, not a curated record. Gene Ontology annotation, biological process: L-valine biosynthetic process. The transcript is spliced from 3 exons. Gene Ontology annotation, molecular function: flavin adenine dinucleotide binding; thiamine pyrophosphate binding; magnesium ion binding.